This is a messenger RNA of Dicentrarchus labrax (European seabass), 3654 nucleotides long. Its product is annotated as vesicle-fusing ATPase. Gene Ontology annotation, molecular function: ATP binding; ATP hydrolysis activity. The record is from RefSeq and is a predicted model, not a curated record. The coding region runs from base 101 to 2362 and encodes 753 amino acids. Gene Ontology annotation, cellular component: Golgi stack. Gene Ontology annotation, biological process: SNARE complex disassembly; Golgi to plasma membrane protein transport; intra-Golgi vesicle-mediated transport. Lineage: Eukaryota; Metazoa; Chordata; Actinopteri; Moronidae. The transcript is spliced from 22 exons.
CAGCUUAUAAACCCAUCUGCUGCCGAGCCUUUCCACUCUCUGUCCCCGCUGUAUGAAUCACUGACCCGAGCUGCAUCCCUGAUCUACCGCAACCGUGAAGAUGGCGGCCCGGGUCGUAAUAUUUUUCAAGACCAUGCAAGCAGCGCGAUGCCCGACAGAUGAGCUAUCGCUGACUAAUUGUGCCGUGGUGAGCGAGAAAGAUCUGCAGUCAGGACAACAUGUGACUGUGAAGACCACACCCAACCACAAGUUUGUGUUUACAGUAAAGACCCACCACACUGUGGCAGCUGGAAGCAUCGCCUUCAGCCUGCCUCAGAGGAAAUGGGCCGGUCUCUCCAUUGGCCAGGAGGUGGAAGUGUCCAACUACAACUUUGACAAGUCCAAGCAGUGCAUCGGCGCCAUGACAAUCGAAAUUGACUUCCUGCAGAAGAAGAGUACCGACUCCUCCCCCUACGACUCAGACAAGAUGGCCGCCGAGUUUAUCCAACAGUUCAACAACCAGGCCUUCUCUGUUACCCAGCAGCUCGUGUUUAGUUUCUGCGACAAGCUGUUUGGCUUGAUGGUAAAGGAUAUCGAGGCCAUGGAUGCCAGCAUCCUCAGAGGAGAGCCAGCCUCUGGAAAGAAACAGAAGAUCGACAUUGGGCUGAUGGUGGGAAACAGCCAGGUGAUUUUUGAGAAGGCAGAGAGUUCAUCCCUUACACUGGUUGGUAAGGCAAAGACCAAGGAGGCCCGACAGACAAUCAUCAACCCAGAAUGGAACUUUGAGAAGAUGGGAAUUGGAGGUCUGGACAGGGAAUUCUCCGACAUUUUCCGCAGAGCCUUUGCUUCCCGAGUCUUCCCUCCAGACAUUGUGGAGCAGAUGGGCUGUAAGCACGUGAAGGGCAUCAUGCUGUUUGGGCCUCCGGGCUGUGGUAAAACGUUGAUGGCCAGGCAGAUCGGUAAGAUGCUCAAUGCCCGCGAGCCCAAGGUCGUCAACGGCCCAGAGAUCCUCAACAAGUAUGUAGGAGAGUCUGAGGCCAACAUCCGCAAACUGUUCGCCGACGCGGAGGAGGAGCAGAAGAGGCUCGGAGCCAACAGCGGCCUCCAUAUCAUCAUCUUCGAUGAGCUGGACGCCAUCUGCAAGCAGAGAGGCACAGGCGCCAGCAGCACGGGCGUGCACGACACUGUGGUCAACCAGCUCCUGUCUAAGAUUGACGGCGUGGAGCAACUUAACAACAUCCUGGUCAUCGGUAUGACCAACAGGCCCGACCUGAUAGAUGAUGCCCUGAUGAGGCCUGGCAGGUUUGAGGUCAAGAUGGAAAUUAGUCUGCCUGAUGAGAAGGGUCGUGUCCAGAUCCUGACCAUCCACACCAACAAGAUGCGAAACUUCGGCCUGCUCGCUCCUGAUGUCGACAUCAAGGAGCUGGCAACCGAGACUAAGAACUACAGCGGUGCAGAGCUGGAGGGGCUGGUCAGGGCUGCCCAGUCCACUGCCAUGAACCGACACAUCAAGGCUACAGCUACAGUGGAAGUGGACAUGGAGAGGGCAGAGAAGCUGCAGGUCACCAGAUCUGACUUCAUGGGGUCCCUCAACAAUGACAUAAAACCUGCAUUUGGUACAAACCAGGAGGAUUACUCCACCUACAUCAUGAACGGCAUCAUCAAAUGGGGAGACCCAGUCACUCAUGUCCUGGAUGAUGGAGAGCUGCUGGUACAGCAGACCAAGAACAGUGAUCGCACACCACUGGUGGCUGUGUUAUUGGAGGGUCCACCCCACAGUGGAAAGACAGCCUUGGCAGCUAAGAUUUCAGAGGACUCGCAGUUCCCCUUCAUUAAGAUCUGCUCUCCAGACAAGAUGAUUGGAUACUCAGAGAUCUCUAAGUGCCAGGCAAUCAAAAAGAUCUUUGAGGAUGCUUACAAGUCGCAGCUCAGCUGUGUGGUGGUGGAUGACAUUGAGCGUCUGCUGGACUAUGUCCCCAUCGGACCUCGGUUCUCCAACCUGGUACUCCAGGCUCUGCUGGUGCUGCUGAAGAAAGCUCCCCCAAAGGGCCGGAAGCUGCUCAUCAUUGGCACCACCAGCAGGAAGGACGUGCUGCAGGAGAUGGAGAUGUUGGACGCCUUCAGCACCACCAUCCACAUCCCCAACAUCUCUACUGGGGAGCAGCUAGUUGAAGCUUUAGAGCUGCUGGGGAGCUUCACGGAGAAAGAGCGCGCCAGCAUCGCACAGCAGCUCAAAGGGAAGCGAGUCUGGAUUGGCAUCAAGAAACUCCUUGGGCUCAUCGAGAUGUCGCUGCAGAUGGACCAGGAUUACAGAGUGUCCAAGUUCCUGUCUCUGCUCAGAGACGAGGGGGCGUUGAAUGAAGGCGAUCAAAUCCGAAUUUAAGCUGUCAAACGGUCUCGCUGUGCACCGUGACCGCAGCUUCUAUGAGUAGAGGGCUUUGGAGGAAUGAAGCAACCAUCUCGCCACCAACAAGCCAUCCACAGGACACCCACCCACGGCCCAUCCAUCCAUCCGUCUGUCGGUCUAUCUGAAUACACACCUGGUCCAAGAGAGGAACAAAGGAGUCUUUUCAUCUCAGCAUGUCUCCACCUCACCAUCCUCCUGCUCAUCAUCACCAACUACACGACAUAUCGCAGCAAACUACUGGAAGUCGUACUGUUACAAAUCUGUUAUCUGUAAAGAAAUUGCAAUAGAUGAUUGUAAAAAAGUGCUGUUUUGUGCAUCGUGCGUAAAAAUAACAACAAAAAAAGCCAUGUAUGUUUUUCGCUAUAGUAUGUGUUGUAUUUGUUGCAUAUCUCUCGUCCUGCUAAAGGUAGUUAUUGUUAUUGUGAUAUGUAUCCUCACAAACACAAAAUACACCCGGAACUGACACAAACCCAGAACCCCUUUGAAUAUUAAGAUGUGAAUCUAUGAGAGGCUUUUAGUGAAUGUGUAGUGGCUGUAAAAAAGAAGCUGUUCCAUGUGUAAAUGUAAACCCUUUAAAUAUACAGUAUGUAACUUGUUCAUGUUCUGUAAAUAGUAUAUAUAGACAAAAUGCAGUAUAUCACCAGAGUAAUUUAAAUGAUCUGUACCAAGUCUAUUUCGUACUAUAUCAGUAUGAUUCUUCUUCCCUUAUUGCUCCGGAGAUGUUACCAGGUUACUGUAAUAGUGAAAGUAAAUGUUGGAUUGUUGGCCUGUCUGUCUGUGUUGCGUGCAGUACAGUUCAGUCUAGGUAGUGUAGCUACGGCAUCAUCAGUGUUAAAAAAUAACAGAAAAUAUUCUGCACUUUUAACAUUGACUCAAAAAGACCUUUAGUACUUAUCUCAACUCGAGCUUGUGUCCGCUCGUGUGUGCAUGUGUGAGGGACUAAAUGCUGCAUGUGUCCAGUGUGUGAGUGCGUGUGAGUGUGUGGUGGCAGGAUGUGCUUCUGAAUGUGAGCAUGCGUGUGUUUUAAGUGUGUGUGUGCAUCUGGAAAUCCGGGUUUAGACAUUUGGUGGUUAAUUUGAUUUGUGGGGUUUUUUCUCAUGUCAUGUGUUCAGUGCUUAUUGUUAAAAGUUCUUGUUUUGUUCUGACCAUUGAUGAUGUGUGUGUGUGUGUGUGUAUGUGUGUGUGUGCGCGCGCGUGUGAGUGUAAAUAUAUAUCAACAUGCAGAUGUAUUAUUGCAAUAAAAGGCACAGAUGCACAGGAAAAAGAAA